AUGAACGAGCUGGAGAGAAGGAUAGAGAGGGUACUAGCGAGCCGGAAAGAGCGGGGGUUGUUACGCCGACUUGGUGGGGAUGCGAUAGCGACGGCGACGCCAACGACGGAGCUAAUUGACUUCUCCACCAAUGACUAUCUAUCGCUAUCGCGCAACAAGCAGCUAAUAAAGCGAGUGAAGGGGACACUGAGCGAGCCAACAGUGCAAGUGCUCGGCAGCAAAGGAAGCAGGUUGCUUGACGGGGACAGUGCGCUACACCGCCAAAUCGAAGGUCGUCUAUCCAAUUUUUACAGGGCACCAGAUGCGCUGCUCUUCAACAGCGGUUACGAUGCUAACGUUUCGCUCUUCUCCACGCUACCCGACGCGCACGAUGUCGUUAUCUACGACGAACUCAUUCACGCUUCCGUGCAUGACGGAAUGCGCUCAAGUCGAACACGACACUUGUGGCCCUGCCGCCACAGCGAUGUUAAACAUCUAGCUGAGUUGGUGGGGCGAGCGCGGCAAAUGCCCGGAGCGACGAGCACGUUCGUUGCGCUCGAAUCGGUCUACUCGAUGGACGGCGAUGUGUGUCCGUUGCAGGAGGUUGUGGAGGCUGUGGAGGCGGUACAAGCAGAUGCAGACGACGCAGCAGAGCGCAACGUGCACAUGAUCGUCGACGAGGCACAUGCGACGGGGUACAUGGGGGGAGGGCGUGGGUUGGUAUCGCAACUUGAGCUCGACAAACACAUUUCUGUCAAACUCAACACCUUCGGUAAGGCUCUGUGCGCGGCGGGGGCGGUCGUGUGUUGCACUCCCAGCAUACGACACUACCUCAUCAACUACGCCCGUCCACUCAUCUUCUCCACUUGCAUGUCUAUGUCUAACCUCCACACUAUCGAUGUCGUUCAUCGGUUGUUGGCUCAAGGGGCAUUUACAAAGGAAAUGCACUCACUUGAAGGUAAUUCACGCUAUUUGAAGGGGAGGUUAGGUGGGAUAUGUGGUGUAACUCGUGUUUCCGUUGGAUCUGGUGAAUCUGGUGAAUCUGGUGAAUCUGGGGCAACAAUUGCUCGUAAUUCUCACAAUUCUCCCGGCACCCCUGGAACCCUUGUUGACACACCCAUUUCACCCAUCCUCACGCCUCACUCUAGGGAACUGGCUGGCACGCUUCAGAAGCGGGGGUUUCUAGUGCGGCCAGUGACAUUCCCCACGGUGCCUAGAGGCAGUGACCGUGUGCGGGUGUGUGUCCACGCACACAACACCAAAGAGGAGAUCGACGGGCUAGUACGGGAGGUGGAGAGGUUUAUGGGGAGCAGGAGUGGGAGUGGCAGCAGUGUUAGUAGUCGGAGUAAGCUGUAA
Molecule: messenger RNA, 1335 nt
Organism: Wallemia ichthyophaga EXF-994
Lineage: Eukaryota; Fungi; Basidiomycota; Wallemiomycetes; Wallemiales; Wallemiaceae
Product: Putative 8-amino-7-oxononanoate synthase
Exons: 1
Coding region: 1-1335 (444 amino acids)
Biological process (GO): biosynthetic process
Molecular function (GO): pyridoxal phosphate binding
Source: RefSeq, a predicted model, not a curated record